UGGAAAGUCUGACUCCCUUCUUUUCCAUGUUCUUCUUUGCUCCAGGCUCCAGAGAGUCCAGCUAAGAAUCUGUGGACACCAUCAGAUGUCCCAGGGAUGGUGUGGAUGUGACUGAUAAAUCAGGAAUCCUGGCUCCCAAAGACAGAUAUUUAUCUGGACCAUUCCAGGGCCCUAGAGAUCCAAAACAUCUGGGAGAAUGCAGGCAGCCCAUGGAAAACGGCAGCCACCAAAGCGCUGAGGGGAGCCCCUCAAGGCGUGGCUGUGUGGACCCCAAGCCCUUCUCCAUGAUGUCCUGUAAUGGCACAUCCAUUGAGACUUUUGAAUACCUGCUGCUGAAUGGCAACAACGUGUCGGACUCUGGGGCAACCCUGCCCGCUGCUCCCCUGCGGGUGUGCUUGGCAGUAAUCAUGAUGCUGAUGAUUGCGGUCGGGUUCCUUGGCAAUUCUGUUGUCUGCAUCAUCGUGUAUCAGAGGCCGGCCAUGCGUUCAGCCAUCAACCUGUUGCUGGCCACACUGGCCUUCUCUGACAUCAUGCUGUCCUUAUGCUGCAUGCCCUUCACUGCUGUCACCCUGAUCACCGUCCACUGGCACUUUGGGGAUUAUUUUUGCCGGCUCUCAGCCACACUCUACUGGUUUUUUGUUCUGGAGGGUGUGGCCAUCCUGCUCAUCAUCAGCGUGGACCGCUUCCUCAUCAUUGUCCAACGCCAGGACAAGCUGAACCCUCGGAGGGCCAAAGUGAUCAUCGCUGUGUCCUGGGUGCUGUCCUUCUGUGUCUCGUCUCCCUUGCUGGCCAGCUGGACCAUUGUGGAGGUACCAGCACGAGCCCCCCAGUGUGUGCUGGGUUACACAGAGUUCCCAGCUGCCCGUGCCUAUGUGGUAACGCUGGUGGUGGCCGUGUUCUUUGUGCCCUUCAGCAUCAUGCUGUGUGCCUACUUGUGCAUCCUGCACACAGUCCGAAAGAACACCAUCCGUGUCCACAACGAGUCUGACAGCCUGGACCUGAGACAGCUCACCAGGGCUGGCCUGAGGCGGCUGCAGAGGCAGCAGCAGGUCAGCCUGGACUUGAGUUUCAAAACCAAGGCCUUUACCACCAUCCUCAUCCUCUUCGUGGGCUUCUCACUGUGUUGGCUGCCUCACUCAGUCUACAGCCUUCUGUCCGUGUUCAGCAGGAGGUUCUACUGCAGCUCCUCUUUCUAUAUCACCAGCUCCUGUGUCCUGUGGCUCAGCUAUACCAAGUCUGUCUUCAAUCCUAUUGUGUACUGCUGGAGGAUCAAAAAAUUCCGUGAGGCCUGCAUAGAGUUGCUGCCCCAGACUUUCCAAAUACUCCCCAGAGUGCCUGAGAGGAUCCGAAGGAAAAUCCAGCCAAGCACCAUCUAUACGUGCAACGAAAACCAGUCUGCUGUGUAGGGAGAGGCAGGCAAACUGGAGGAAGCACACAGGGGCUGGGCCAGGUCCUGUCUGCCCUUCUGCUCUGCUUCCUGGCACUUGAGUCCUAGUUGGCAUUUUGUGGUGGCCAUUUAAGCACAAAGGUAUUCAUUUGUGACCAGGUGAGCUACAGCUCCCAUGUUUGUAAGAUGAGUUAUUUCUGUUUCUUGCUGCCAGAGAACAGGGCAUAUGUCUGAUGGAGACUGGAAAGUAGUUAAGACACUGGAAAUGGGGGAGUGCAGGAGAUGGGCAGAAAGUUAGGGAAAAGGAGGGGAGCAGGGAGUGAGGUUGGUUGAGUGUGGGGCAGGAGGAAGGCUCUGCUCAAGAGAAACCCCGUGGUGCCAUAUUCUGAGAUGAGCAACCCAAGUAGGUAUCAUCUCACUGGUUAACAUUUACUUUAUUUGACGCCAGCAUUCUUCAGCAGCAUUUAUGUCUGUAGGGCAGGGAGAUGUGCAUGUUCUUGAUGCUCAGAUGUGCAUUUGUGACCAUACCAAAUCAUCCUUUCUAUGAACCAAAAUCACUCUGGGGAGAAAAGUGAGGCCCUGUGCUUCUCAGUUCCCAGUAUGACACGUGGGAGGGAUGGUUCAGGGACAGCUCAGCUGAGAUGAGACGCCCACCUCAGUGCCAUGUAUGCACCCCACCCCUCCUCCCUGCAUAGCCCGCCCCCUCCCUGCACCUGGAAGCCCUUUGUCCUCCCUAUCUGCCACGAUAGUCCUUCUGCCCCUUUUUUUCCCUUGCUGGUCCCCAUGCCUCUCUUUGUCUUCAUUCCAUCCCUCCCAGUGACAGAAAAAACACAGUCAUCUUGUAAUUCAUCUUUUCAGCAAGUAUUUGUAGUUUUCUGUCUCAGAAGUGGUCAGCGGGCUUUGUUUACACUGUUCUUCUCGACACUGAGGCUGUAGCCUCUGUGAGCUGCCAUAGCCACUUUGGCACUGGAACUGCUGGCAGGGGCAUGCUAGACACCCACCCUGUUGGCAGACCCCAUGCAACUUUGUGCUCCUCCUACCUCAUUCUGAUACUGUCCCCUGGGUCCCCACCCAGGGUCUUAGUCCUCUGAGCCCUGGCAGGACUGAGAUCCUAGAAAUGAGGCCGCUGAGAAGUGACUUUUCUGCUUGUGCUGUACCCUCAGCCACUAUGCCAAGGGCCACCCAUUACCAAUGGGAGCUUCUGAUAUGGGGUUAACUUUCCUGAGUUCACGAUACACCACUAAGUCCAUGAAGCUCUCUUGACAGAUUCAGCUCUAAAGAGAGUGUGAAAUUUAAGAAGAAAUUCAGAAAAUCUGAUUCCAAGUCUAACUCUAACAUGAACUACUUGUGACCUUCUUCAUUUUAACUAACUUCUCUGGGCCUCAGUUUCCCCAUUUACCAGAUGAGGAAGCAGGUCUAGAUGAUCUCCAAUGUCCCUUUCAUCUCCCAAACACUCUGAUUCUGAAAGGUAUAUCUCAUCUACAUGUAGUCACUAGACCCUCUAAAUUCAUUGAUUGGUCCAAGCAAUGAGCCUUUAUUGAGUGCCUACCAGAUGCAAAGCACUGUGUGACAAAUAGUGAUGAAUAAGGCACAGGCUGUGCCCAAAAGCAGUUGUCCAAUUUAGCUCAAGAUAAUAACUCAAAUUUGGCCUAAAAACACAUAUACUCCCUUUUGGUGUCUCUUCUCAUUUCCUUUCUAAGGUUGUAUUAAGAUACCAGCUCCCAUUCUCACACUCACUUACUGUAGCAUUGGUGACAGAAGCAGGAAAGAGCAGGAAUUACAGAGAACAUGACUCAUGUUAACUAAGCCCAGAGGAGGAGGAUUUGCUGAGAAAAUAAUUGAUACCAUUUCUCAGUAACUUUGCUCUCCUUUUAUACCUGGGUGCAGAGAAAAAGAAAAUGGAUAAUUGGUGUGUGAUUGACUAAGAUGGGCCCAUCAAUUCUGUGUCCCAAGUGCCCUAGCAAGGUCAGAGUUUGUCUUCAGCUCUCACGAGGCAGUUGUACAGCCUUCCUGGUGUCCAAGAGCACAGCCAGACCACCAAGGAGACCAGGCUAGUGGGCAUCUCUCCUUUGGUGGGCAUUUAAUAAAAUGCUCCUCCAGAGCCUUCAGUAAGAGAAAUCACAAAACCAAAUGAAUGAAGGUAACAAAACUUACAUCAAUCAGUAUUAUAUGAUGUAUGUUGGACAGUAAUAUAUGUUUCAAAGUAAUAAUUUGGUAUACAUUUUAAAUAAAGUAUUAUUGCUCUUUCUGUGUAUAAGACUCUUCUCUUGCUAAAAUUAGCACAAAGACCAUGAAUAGUGAGCCAAAAAUUUGGAGUCCAACAUCUAAGACACAACAACUUCAGGAAAUCUAGAACCUGCCCAUUACUAACCAAGCUGGAAUGACUAAAGAUGGACAUUGAUGAUAAGAAGACAACCAGGAGAUUAUUGGAGCAAUGGGUCAGUACUGGGGUGCCCACAUUUUUUAAAAAGUCAUGGCCCUGCUAAGAAACUGCAGCCAAUUAGUCUUCAGCCUGAUUUUCAGUGUGUUACCUUCAGAAUUCUCUCUGGCCUCACUGAACCUUUCACAAACUACUUUCCCAAGAACACCAAGUUCUUGUUUCCUUCUGUGAGGCUUGUAGGGCAGCCACUGCUUCUUUGUUUUUUUGUUUUUAUCUCUUCUUUAGUCCUGGAAUCACCUAAACCUUGGACACCUAAAUUGUUUUGUUGGGCCUUGGGAAGGGGCCACAGUAAUAACUAUCCAGGGGGUCAGCCCUCGGGUUCCUUGGGAGAGCCUAGCCUCAGAAAACAAGACAUGAAUGAGUCUCAGAAGUGUCAUCCUAAUUCUGACUACCCCUGAAAAUCCACUGCCUUUUCACCUUGAAACUUGGUCCCUCCUCUCGGGGUGCAAUCAAAGCAAAGGGUCUCUGAGACAUUCUGACAACCAAGAUAAGCAACAAAAAUCUAGAUCUUUUCCUACUUUACUGUUCCAAGACCAGGAUGUGCCUUCCCCAAACAUGAUUCAUAGCACAUACUUUUUUUGCGGGGGACUAAAACCUGCUAGUUAAGAAUUUACAGUGUUGAUCUGCCCCGGUUGCUCAUGCAGUCAGCAGCAGUGACACAUAGAGGACCUGAAGUUUUGGGGUGCCUGGGUUUUUGGGGUGCCAGGGUUUUUUGCUCUUAUGGAAAUGCCCAGGUGAUGAAGCCAAAAGGGCUGCACUCCCCAAACCCAGGGCCACCUUGCCUUCUGUGUGAUUCCAUGCAAGUGAUUUUGUGCCCCAUCUCAUCUCCUAAGUGGUCUAUUCUCUCACUCUUGGCUCAGUGAGGAAUAAAUGAAAUAAUGUAAACAAAGAAUGUAGUCCCACGCCUGGGCUGUGGUAGAGGCUGCAUGUACGGUGGCAAUAAUUAUCACAGCUGUACUGUCAGCCUUUGUCCUUUGUGGAGCAAGGGUAGCAAUUUGUUUCUGAAUGAAACUGGCUGUUCAGUUCCUUUCCUCAUUCUCAUAUAGUCCUAAGAUUUCAGGGUUCAGUUGAUAAGAACACAAAAUCCACUAAAGCCAGGAUUUUGAUUUUAAAGAACAA
Messenger RNA from Phyllostomus discolor (pale spear-nosed bat), 4946 nucleotides. It is a transcript of the gene GPR45, whose product is annotated as G protein-coupled receptor 45. Bases 210 to 1406 code for a protein of 398 amino acids. The record is from RefSeq and is a predicted model, not a curated record. The transcript has a single exon. Gene Ontology annotation, molecular function: G protein-coupled receptor activity. Gene Ontology annotation, biological process: G protein-coupled receptor signaling pathway. Lineage: Eukaryota; Metazoa; Chordata; Mammalia; Chiroptera; Phyllostomidae. Gene Ontology annotation, cellular component: membrane.